Messenger RNA from Macrosteles quadrilineatus (aster leafhopper), 1076 nucleotides. RefSeq lists its product as uncharacterized. The record is from RefSeq and is a predicted model, not a curated record. The transcript has 4 exons. Bases 22 to 792 code for a protein of 256 amino acids. NCBI's taxonomy places the organism in Eukaryota, Metazoa, Arthropoda, Insecta, Hemiptera, Cicadellidae.
GGAGUUGGUUAGUGCUUCACCAUGGCUGGCUACUCUUGUAUUAUUAUUCUCUUUGCCACACAGUUUGGGAUUUCUGCAGUAUCAGCCGUAUAUCAUCCAAACCACAGAUAUAAUUUUGAGUCUGAGGUCCUUACAAUCGCAAAAAAUGAAAGCGGAAAUGAAUACAAAUUCAAUCUUAGCAUGCUUAACCACAUAAAUCCAUCAAAUCAAUUCUCAAGUCAGCUAAGAAGCCCACUCAGUAAAGAAUCCCCAGAAGAGCAAGCCGAUUCAGAAACUGAAGCAUCUGAGAGAAAAUUCAUGAUUCAUGGUGGUCAGCGGUAUUCAAAAAUAUCCCCAAAAGGCAAACGGAGGUUUGAGAAUUUUGUCACGCCAAAGACAGAAGGCUCCAAAAAAGGUUACGAAGUAACAACAAAAAAGUUUGUAGAUACUGAACCAGAGAAUGAUAUCACAUCUUCGGCUUUAAACGUGGACAAUGAUGUUGCGAUAGCCUUGGAUGAAGACAUCGAUCAAGAAGACGAGCCGGAGACCUCGCGUCCUGGGAAGGUGUAUCUGGACAGUUAUGGCAGACUUCAUGGAGGUACCAGUCACAGAGGUCAUGGGUUUGGUUAUGGAGUCGUACACUCAAAGAAACCUUCACACCACCACACCACUGGGAGAGUCAAGAUGCAGGUAUUCCGAGGACCAACAAGGAUUGUGGGUCACAAGAAAUUCGCCCCGUGGGGAUAUUUUGUCGUGCAGCCAGCGGACAACGGAGGACCUCAUCAGUACCCUGGACCGCCUUACUACUACUGACUCUACAAGGAGUGGAAAUCUGCGAUAACAACUAAAGUAAUAAUGAAGAGACAUACCAUGUUUAAAUGGUUGCAGUUGAUAGAAGUCUUGCCUGAAUGCGAAAUAGCCAAUCUUGACACGAGUAUCACAAAAACUGUUCUCCGUAGCGUUAAAAUUUACACAAUAAACCAGCUUUUGGAUGUGUAAAAAAUGUGUUUCUUGUACCAGGAUGGCAUAAAUUAGGGUGUGACUGCUAUCUCAAACUAAAAAAAGGUAUCAGUUUAAAAAUUUCUACAAAAUUUUCA